Molecule: messenger RNA, 1286 nt
Organism: Amborella trichopoda
Lineage: Eukaryota; Viridiplantae; Streptophyta; Magnoliopsida; Amborellales; Amborellaceae
Product: translocon-associated protein beta (TRAPB) family protein
Cellular component (GO): endoplasmic reticulum
Source: RefSeq, a predicted model, not a curated record
UAUCACUGUCCAAGCCAAUAAUCCUACUGUGAUGCCCCUCUUGAUCACAUGUUUUAUGCGAUCACAUGGAUCAGAUUAUUCUCUGGAGUAUUUUAGCAAUUUUCCAUGUACAAUCCACGCAAUCUGACGUAUCGACUGGUUUCAACUCCCAGGGAGUAAAUUUUUUGCAUUUCUCUAACCCUAAUUUAUUCCUCUAAACAGUCUCAAGCUCUAGAGGAACCAGCAAAGAAAUGGAGAUCUCGAAAAUGGCGAUUUUUUCUGCAAUUUUCUUGGCCAUGGCUCUCUUUUCAGCCGCAUCAGCAGCAUCUGUUGAUUCUCCAUUUAUCGUGGCUCACAAGAAGGUAUCUGUUUCCAGGUUUGCUCCGGGGGUUGAGAGGCUCGCUGUGUCCGUAGAUCUUUACAAUCGAGGAACAGCGACUGCAUAUGAUGUGAGCCUGACUGAUGAUAGUUGGACUCCUGAGUUGUUCAAUAUCAUAACUGGCAGCACCUCCAAGUCAUGGGAAAGGCUUGAUGCUGGUUCUUCUGUGUCCCAUUCUUUUGUGUUGGAAUGCCAAAUAAAACAAGUUUUCUAUGGGGCACCUGCAGUCAUCAGAUUUCGUGUGCCUUCCAAAGCAGCAUUGCAGGAGGCUUAUUCAACCCCUAUUCUGCCUUUGGAUUUACUUGCUGACCGUCCUCCAGAAAAGAAGUUUGAAUGGAAAUGGGUUGCCAAGUAUGCGCCUCUACUUACUGUACUCUCACUUGUGGGGCUUUUCAUACACACGGUUGCUAGCCCCUCCAAAUCAAGUGCAGCUAAAUCAGGCAAGAAAAGGCGUUGAUCGAGGUCAGGAUGUAUCCCGGUAUUCCUCUGGUGCUCAAUUUGGAGUCAAAGAACUUGUACCUUUUGGGUGCAUAUUUUGGAGGUCUUCUUUUUAGAGAUAUAACUUAUCCAUUGCCAAAUCUUUUCGUCAACUGAGAAUGCCGGUAACAACAUCAUGAUCUCUAUAGAAAUUACAUGAGACUUCCGACUAAAGGUUGCCUACUUAGGGGCACAGUUUUGUUAUUGGCUUUGGGCUGUUUCGUAGUUAGGGAUGCCCUUGAGAUAUUAAGAAUUAAUGAACUAAACUUCCUCAAACGCUGUCUUCAUUUUGGGGUUGAUGUUCUUUUUGCUUUUUCAGUAGGAUUCUUGGAAAGUAAUAUUUUAUUGUCACCAUAUCUAGCACAGUAAACCUCAAAAGUUUUUUAUGAACCUAUGUAAUAUGAUUAUUAUUUCUCUGGAGCUUUAUGACGCCUAUAAUUCAAUUCGCUUA